AUGGUGCCCUACAAGGCUGUAUUAUCGCUCUCCAGUGACUUCAGUAGCCCAUGGUGUGGUUACCUGUUCAUCAUUAAAGUGCUCAACAUAGAUUAUACAAACUUCUCUAGAAAAAAUUGUAAUUUAAAGAGCUUUUGCAGUAGAAAUAUCCUGAUCAUCCUUGGCUUCUCCUGUGUCAUGUCCGUGACAGCUUUGAUCGCUGUGGGGAUUUCCCAUAACAAAUCAUUGUCACAUAAUGUAAAGUAUGGAAUUGUGCUGGAUGCAGGCUCUUCUCACACAAGUUUGUACAUCUUUAGCUGGGCAUCUGAAAAGGAGAACGACACAGGGAUAGUGCAACAGAUAGAAGAAUGCAAAGUGUCCGGUGCUGGAAUCGCAGCAUAUUAUAGAAGACCAAAUGAUAUAACUGUAAGGCUGACACAAUGCAUGGAGAAGGCCAGGAAAAUGAUUCCAAUGUCCAAGCACCAAGAGACACCUGUUUACAUGGGAGCCAGCGCAGGCAUGCGGUUGCUCAGGAUGGCAAGUGAUCGAAUGGCUGGCAAGGUCAUGGCUGCAGUGAUAAGGAACCUCAACAACUACCCCUUUAACUUCCAUGGUGCCAAGAUCAUCACUGGCCAAGAGGAAGGUGCCUAUAACUGGAUUACUAUCAACUAUCUGCUUGGCCAUUUCGUUCAGAUGUUGAGUGAUGGAGUCCUMAGGGACCCAUGCUUUCAUCCUGGGUAUGAGGAAGUAGUGACAGUAAAAGCGCUUUACGAGACCCCUUGCAUCAGGAGAUUUAAGAAGAUUCUGCCUUUUAAUGCAUUUCAAAUCCAUGGUACUGGAAACUAUGAACAAUGCCAGCAAAGGAUUCUUGAGCUCUUCAACACCAGUUACUGCCCUUAUUCCCAGUGUGCCUUCAAUGGGGUUUUCUUGCCACCAUUCCAAGGAAGUUUUGGGGCAUUUUCAAUUUUCUAUUUUGUGAUGGAUUUCUUUAACUUUACAUCAGAAAAGGUCUCUCAGGAAGAGGCAAUUAGGAGAAUAGGAAACUUCUGCUCUCAGCCUUGGAAUGAGGUAAAGACAUCCUUUCCUAAAGUAGACGAGAAGGAACUGAGUGAAUACUGCUUUUCUGGUAUCUACAUCCUCUCCCUCUUUACAUAUGGUUAUCACUUCACAAACAAGACCUGGGAAAACAUUCAUUUUAUGGGCAAGAUCCGGGGCACCAACGYCGGGUGGACAUUGGGCUACAUGCUGAACAUGACCAACAAGAUCCCAGCUGAGCAGCCAUUCACCGCACCUCUYUCCCACUCAACUUAUGUGUUCCUUAUGUUCUUCUUCUCCCUGUUGUUGGCCAUAGAGAUCACUGCAGCCUUGUUUAUCCUUAACAAGCCUGCACAUUUGUGGGAAGAAAUGGUAUAG
Molecule: messenger RNA, 1392 nt
Organism: Urocitellus parryii (Arctic ground squirrel)
Lineage: Eukaryota; Metazoa; Chordata; Mammalia; Rodentia; Sciuridae
Product: ectonucleoside triphosphate diphosphohydrolase 1-like
Biological process (GO): nucleoside diphosphate catabolic process
Cellular component (GO): plasma membrane
Molecular function (GO): ribonucleoside triphosphate phosphatase activity; GDP phosphatase activity; UDP phosphatase activity
Source: RefSeq, a predicted model, not a curated record